Messenger RNA from Malassezia pachydermatis, 537 nucleotides. Its product is annotated as transcription subunit of srb subcomplex of rna polymerase ii. Gene Ontology annotation, cellular component: mediator complex. The record is from RefSeq and is a predicted model, not a curated record. NCBI's taxonomy places the organism in Eukaryota, Fungi, Basidiomycota, Malasseziomycetes, Malasseziales, Malasseziaceae. The transcript is spliced from 3 exons. Gene Ontology annotation, molecular function: transcription coregulator activity. Bases 1 to 537 code for a protein of 178 amino acids. Gene Ontology annotation, biological process: regulation of transcription by RNA polymerase II.
AUGGCGCACGAGAUGCAGGCGGCGCCUGUGACGCCGACCAGUGCAUCGCCCUCGCCACCGGGUGGGAGUCCUGCUGCGGCAGCCACAGCCGCCGCGACAACAACAGAGCCACCGGUGGCAGACGGUAGGACGCCAUCCAUGCCUGUGGAAGAGAGAGUCCGUCGCGAUCUCGAGCAGCGCACACGCGGCGUAAUUGAUGCACUUUACCAACUUGCUGCGCGUGUAGCCGAUGGACGUGAUGAUGUGCCGCAAAGCGUCGCAGACAAUGUACAACAUGUCGUGCAUGCCAUCGCGCAAAUAGAUGCAAUGCGAGGUCAUAUACAUACCCAGAUUCCCAAAGACGUCAUGGACCUCGUGGACGCCGGUCGCAAUCCGGAUAGCUAUACGCGCACAUUUAUAAACCGCUUAGCCAGUGAGAAUCAGUACUCGCUGGGCCAGUACCAGUCCAUGCGAGCCUUCCGCGAUCAGCUGGGCGUCGCGCUGAGCGACGCCUUCCCAUCCCUGAAGCCCAGCAUUGAAAAGGCACAGCGGCCAUAG